Messenger RNA from Mytilus trossulus (common blue mussel), 1913 nucleotides. RefSeq lists its product as uncharacterized. Gene Ontology annotation, molecular function: glycosyltransferase activity. The record is from RefSeq and is a predicted model, not a curated record. NCBI's taxonomy places the organism in Eukaryota, Metazoa, Mollusca, Bivalvia, Mytilida, Mytilidae. The coding region runs from base 342 to 1778 and encodes 478 amino acids. The transcript is spliced from 2 exons.
UGAAGUUGUGAAAAUUUCACAGAAAUAUGCGAAACAAAAGACUGUGUUCUUGCAUCAUCCAUUUGUGUUACGCAGUUCAGUAAAAUCCUUAUAACUUGUACAAAAAAUCUGUACACAUUAACAUUAGAACUUGUACACAACAUAUAUACCCUUUGUGUUUUCAGUUAACAGGACACUUCACCAACUAAAAGAAGAAACAGACUUCCAUCAAAAUAAGAAGAUGUGUUAUGAUUGUCAAUGAGACAACUCUCGCAAAGACUCCUAAUGACUUAGAAAUUAACAACUGUGACAUAAUGAGAGCAUUUAAAGAUUUUGAAAUACUGAAAUGACGAGCAUCAGGUAUGGGUCGGAAGAAAAGAUCGAUCUUCUUCAUUUUUUUAUUUGCUUUCACUAUAUUUAUAAUGGGAAUGAUGAGGACAUCCCCGGAAUUUCAUUUAUACAAUCACCAACUGCUCAAGAGUAAGCUAGAACUUGGUCAUGUUCAAAAUAUUUUUGAAAUUUCCCCUUUAGACGACUAUCCUAACGUGCGAUAUAAUGUUAAAGAUAUAAGAAAUAUAGUUCCUGACAUCAGACCAAGAACAGUGAAAACUCCUGAGAUGAAAUUAUUCAAAAAGUUAAACCACGACGUCAUUGUUGGUCUACAGAAUAAAAACUGGACUGAAUGGGGCGACAGGCAUUGUUCUGGAAAUUUCAACAAUUUCAAAGGGUCAAUAAUGUUGAUGAAUAAUGUAAUAAUUGAUCCUUCAAAGAAAAGGAGUGUUGCUAAAGGAGGUGAAGAUAUCCAAUCAGUCAUUGGCCAUACGGAGAAGGAUGAGGAAGUUACCGUUCAAAGUGGAUUUUUCAACAUUCUUUGUAAAGAGCUUCCGAAAGUGACGUUUCGUAAACGAUCUCAUUUUUUUAACUGGUUUUCGGGUAUUUCAACACGAAAAGGUGAUUACGAUGGAAACUCGUACGAUUCUACAUUUACCGUUUUAAUACGACGAGGAGACUAUGCAAAUUUAUACUGGACAUUGAUGGAACUUUUCAAUACGUAUUUGACUAUUCGUUUAUUGGGUGAAAAUCCGAAAACCACUGAUGUCAUAUUAAUGGAUGCACAUCCCGCUGGAAAAUUAGACAAUUUAUGGAGUAUUUUAUUUGGCAACGUAUAUAGGAUAGGACAUAUGCAGAAAAAAAGAUUCCAUAAAAAGCUAGCAUGGGUCCUUCCAGAUGGCCCAAUGUCACAGUAUGUACAAAACAUUCCAUUUGUCGAAGAAUUCAAAUAUGCCUUGUAUCAAGGGGUUCAAAAUUCUUCAUCUCUAUAUCACAAUUGUACUGAAUCUCAAAAAGUAACAUUUAUUUUACGAAAAGACUAUGUAGCGCAUCCCAGAAAUCCAAAGGGAAAAGUGCAACGGAAAUUAUCAAAUGAAAAAGAGAUAAUGGAUUAUCUAGUUCAAAAAUUUCCAAAGGCGCAUAUACAUGCAAUACAAAUAGACCUAUUGCCAAUCGAAGAACAAAUAAAAUUAAUAUAUGAAACUACUAUACUAAUCGGAAUUCACGGUGCCGGUUUAGGACAUACUUUAUUGUUGCGUUCUGGAUCUACCAUGAUCGAACUUUUUCCAUCUUCAUACAAACGGUCCCCUAACCCUCAUUUUCAGCAGUUUGCAUAUUGGGCAGACGUGCAUUAUGAUCGUUGGUACAGCUCCUCGCCAGCACAAAAAAGCAAUGAGUGGGUAUAUGUACAACCAGAGGUACCAUAUAAAAUUAUAAAUCACGCUAUUGAUAGAUUUUGUAAACAUUGAUAUGCUUGAUAUGUAAAUCGAAAAUAUGGCUACACUUGAAAUAUGAUAAAGUGAGCAAAUUGUAAUAUGAUAAAUCAUGUCAAUCGUAUUAAGCUGUUAUAUUUUUUCGAUGUAUUAAAUUUCUAAAUACUAGUA